Penicillium riverlandense is the source of this 1077-nucleotide messenger RNA. Its product is annotated as TauD/TfdA dioxygenase family protein. The record is from RefSeq and is a predicted model, not a curated record. Gene Ontology annotation, cellular component: cytoplasm. Gene Ontology annotation, molecular function: 2-oxoglutarate-dependent dioxygenase activity. The transcript has 6 exons. Bases 1 to 1077 code for a protein of 358 amino acids. NCBI's taxonomy places the organism in Eukaryota, Fungi, Ascomycota, Eurotiomycetes, Eurotiales, Aspergillaceae.
AUGAACCCGCUUCUACAGACCAAUUGUGGAAAGUCUUGGUUGCUGUCUAGUCCUGGCAUACUGAGUAAUCCGUCUACUCUAACGGGCUCUACUUCUAACCCAAUCAUCAUCGACAAUAGCGAAAAGUAUGGUGCGGAAGAUGAAUUCGGGCCACAUGACUCUGAUGCUGACACGGAGAUUCUGAGUACUCCUGAAUUUUGGGCGAUUUUGGAUGGCGAGAGCAAUCACGUUUUGUCAAACAAAGCUGCGGUGACCGAUUCGUCCUCCAGGCUGCCUUGCAAGUGCUUCGAUUGUAUUCAACCUUUUGAGCUUUCUUCAACAAAUCGUCUCCCAGUUGAGGAGGAUGAACAAGAGGCAGUUGGGACUACUGAAGGCGAUGUUGCACAUGCCCCACAAAGCGAACGUCAUAAAUUUGGUGCGAUAGCCAAUGCCCCUUUGGAAUCCUGUGGUCAUUCCGAGCCUCCAUUACCCCGUCAAGAGUCUACAUACGAACGAUCCGACAUUAGGAGCGAACCUUUAGAUGACGUUAUUUUAAAUACAUUCGGUUCGGAAUUUUUGGAGAAAUCUCAAAAGACGCUUGGAGACACAUACCAGAAGUUCUUCGACAGUCUGACUACAACCUAUAUUGGCUCGGGCUCCCUCGAGGCUGUUAAGGCAGACCCAGAAAAUGUCUACGUCCAUGCUGAGGCACGGGGUAACCCGCAGAAUGUUGGCAAGGAGCUGACCGCGGUUCGUCCUAUCAUGCGGACCAACCCUGUGACGGGUUGGAAGAGUGUGUGGGCUGUUGGGCCAUUCCCCAAAGAAAUUAACGAGCUCAGCCCGGACGAAUCGGACGAGCUGCUGAAGAAAUUCUACAAUACUAUCCUCGAGAACCACGACCUCCAGGUGAGGUUCAAGUGGAGAAACCCGAACGAUAUUUCCAUAUGGAACAACCGCUGCGCUUUUCACACUGCCACAUUUGACUACAAAGGACUUGGAGAGCGAUAUGGCCACCGGGCGGUUGGCAUUGGCGAGAAACCGUACUUGGACCCAAACAGCAUAUCGAGGGCGGAGACACUAGCUGCUGGAGAUACUUGA